AAGCUGUUUUCAGGAGCGUCAACACAGUUUGGAGCGGCCCCCAACGCCCAAGUCUAUUUUGUGGAUGCGGGCUUUCCCGGCAUGCUUCCGGUUAUUAAUCAGUUCUGUGUAGAGCAAGCAGUCAAAACUGGACUUGGGCUUGAUGCGACCAUUAACCUCACCUCACAGUUUGACCGUAAAAACUACUUUUACCCAGACCUUCCGUCAGGAUACCAAAUUUCCCAAUUUGCCCACCCCAUCAUCAGUGGCGGACAUUUAAGCAUUGAAUUAGAGGAUGGUACGGAAAAGGAUAUCCAUCUGGAGCGCAUUCAUAUGGAACAAGACGCAGGAAAAAGCGUUCACGACCUCCAUCCAACAAAAACCUAUAUUGACUUGAAUCGUGCAGGGAUUGCCUUGAUGGAAAUUGUCACACGCCCUGAAAUUCGAUCUUCUGAAGAGGCCGCUGCUUUUAUGCGCAAGAUGCGUUCUCUUCUUCGAUGUCUUGGGACAUGUGAUGGAAAUAUGGAAGAAGGCAGUAUGCGAGCCGACGUUAAUAUUUCCCUGAAUCGUCCUGGAGACCCCCUUGGGACACGGGCAGAAAUCAAGAAUUUGAACUCUGUGCGCUUUAUGGUUUCUGCUAUCGAAUAUGAAAUUCAAAGGCAAAUAGAGAUCUUAGAAAAUGGAGGAACAAUCGACCAAGAAACACGCCUAUUGGAUACGAAUAAAGGCAUCACACGGUCUAUGAGGUCAAAAGAAGACGCCCAUGACUAUCGUUACUUCCCAGAUCCUGACCUACCUCCUCUCAUUUUGGACCUUGAAUGGGUGGAAGAAAUUCGGAACACCCUUCCAGAACUUCCUGACGCAAGGAAAAAGCGUUUAAUGGAGGCCUAUGGGCUCAGUGCUUAUGAUGCUUCUAUUUUAACAGCAGGUGUUUAUACAGCCGCUUUUUUUGAAGAAGCGCUUUCAAAAAGUGCGUGUGUACAAGAAGGAUCUACAAAAGCCGCAAAAAUGAUUGCAAACUGGUGUACUAGUGAGCUGUUUGCCUUGCUGAACAAAGAAGGGUUAGAAAUUUCCCAAUCAAAGGUCUCAGCAGAAAACUUAUCGCAUCUUGUCGACUUCAUUCAAAAAGGCACUAUUUCGGGGCGUAUUGCUAAAGAAGUAUUCACGCAUAUGUGGGAAACAGGCCAAGCACCUGGAACCAUUAUUGAAGAAAAAGGCUUAAAACAAGUUUCAGAUACAGGGGCCAUUGAAGCCGUAAUUGAUAAAAUUCUUGCUGAAAAUAGUGACAAAGUAGAAGAAUAUAAGUCUGGAAAAGAAAGGCUCUUUGGUUUCUUUGUUGGGCAAGUCAUGAAAGCCAUGCAAGGAAAAAGCAACCCGCAAGUUGUCAAUGAGUUAUUAAAGAAGAAAUUCUCGUAA
This is a messenger RNA of Stylophora pistillata, 1395 nucleotides long. RefSeq names its product aspartyl/glutamyl-tRNA(Asn/Gln) amidotransferase subunit B-like. The record is from RefSeq and is a predicted model, not a curated record. NCBI's taxonomy places the organism in Eukaryota, Metazoa, Cnidaria, Anthozoa, Scleractinia, Pocilloporidae.